Prorocentrum cordatum is the source of this 627-nucleotide messenger RNA. NCBI's taxonomy places the organism in Eukaryota, Dinophyceae, Prorocentrales, Prorocentraceae. The record is from the annotation of a GenBank genome assembly.
CACGCGAGCAGAUAAGGAGCGAACAGUCCUCCCCAGCGCGCCAGCUCGCUGACCCCCCUCUGCCGUCCCUGAUGCGAUCCUGCGCGGCGGCUGCCGUUCUGCUGCCCGCUGCGGGGGGCACAGCCUGGCAUUUGUCCUCCAGGCUGCCCGCGGCCGAGAGUCCUCCAGCCGUGGAAUUAUUCGUCAUGUACAGUCCAGCGCUCACGUGCGCGUGGUGGCGCAUUUCUCCCUGCGCUGGCCAGCGGGUCGGGCCAGUCCUGGCCGCAGAGCUGGCAAAGAUGAUGAUUCCAGCCGGCAGAGCAGCUGCUCUUGGCGCGAUUGUGCUUGAAGACUAGGGGGAGGUGCUAUCAUUACAGUCUCGCUCUUCUCUCGGGGGGGGCGGCCUCCUUGUCUCCUCGUCUUCCUCCUCCUCCUCCUCCUCAUCCUGAAUCGCUUGCGCCCGCCGAAUCCGUCAGGAAUGCCGCUGUGGGCUGGACGUCCCUUCGCUGGGGUGCCAUACGGCACGGGAGCUGCGCGGCAUGGGGAAAAAAUGCCCGAACCGGAGCCUGGGAGCCGCCCGCGAACAGGAACCCUGCAGUCUCUGCAUCAAGGCGUGUUUGCGGCGUCCCCAUUACCAUCAAUACUCGC